Messenger RNA from Populus euphratica (Euphrates poplar), 1524 nucleotides. Its product is annotated as 7-deoxyloganetin glucosyltransferase-like. Gene Ontology annotation, molecular function: quercetin 7-O-glucosyltransferase activity; quercetin 3-O-glucosyltransferase activity. The record is from RefSeq and is a predicted model, not a curated record. The coding region runs from base 51 to 1502 and encodes 483 amino acids. The transcript has 3 exons. Lineage: Eukaryota; Viridiplantae; Streptophyta; Magnoliopsida; Malpighiales; Salicaceae.
UUCUGAUAGCCAUCCAAUCCUUUUGUGUGUGAUUAGGAAAACGCAGAGAGAUGGGUUCCAUAGCUCCGGCUGAUAAACCUCAUGCUGUGUGCGUCCCUUUUCCAGCUCAGGGUCACAUAAACCCAAUGCUCAAACUAGCAAAACUACUCCACUUCAAAGGCUUUCACGUAACCUUUGUUAAUACAGAGUAUAAUCACAAACGCCUACUCAAGUCUAGAGGCACCAACUCCCUUGAUGGCUUCCCAGACUUCCAGUUUGAGACUAUCCCUGACGGUCUUCCAUCAUCAGAUAUUGCUGAUGCCACUCAAGAUAUCCCAUCUCUUUGCAAAUACACCUCCCAAACUGCUUUAGCCCCACUAUGUGAUCUUCUUGCCAAACUCAACUCCUCAGGUGUUGUGCCCCAGGUGACAUGUAUUGUCGCUGAUGCUUGCAUGAGUUUCAGUCUUGAUGCAGCUGAAGAAUUUGGAAUUCCUGAAGCAGUGUUUUGGACACCUAGCGCCUGUGGUGUUUUGGGCUACUCGCAGUAUCGUCCUCUCAUCGAAAGAGGCUUAAUACCUCUGAAAGAUGCGAGGGAUCUAACAAAUGGCUACUUAGAAACACCAGUAGAUUGGAUUCCAGGAAUGAAAGAUAUCCGUUUGAAGGAUCUUCCAACUUUUAUCAGAACUACUGACGUAAACGACUUCAUGUUGCAAUUCCUGAAAAGAGAAAUUGACAGAACUUCAAGAGCUUCUGCUGUCAUUCUUAACACAUUCGACUCCUUCGAACAAGAUGUUUUGGAUGCUCUCUCCCCAAUGUUUCCUCCGAUUUACACUGUUGGUCCUCUUCAAUUGCUUGUUGAUCAGAUUCCGAAUGGUGAUCUGAAAAAUAUUGGCUCCAAUCUUUGGAAAGAACAGCCAGAGUGUAUUGAAUGGCUUGAUUCCAAAGAACCAAAAUCUGUGGUGUACGUAAAUUUCGGUAGCAUCACUGUAAUAACACCCCAGCAAAUGAUAGAAUUUGCUUGGGGACUGGCCAACAGCAACCAAACUUUCUUAUGGAUAAUAAGACCUGAUAUUGUUGUAGGUGAAGCCGCGAUGUUGCCACCUGAAUUUUUAUCUGAAACAAAGGAUAGAGGCAUGCUUGUAAGCUGGUGUCCCCAAGAACAAGUGUUGAAGCAUCCUUCCAUAGGAGGGUUUCUAAGUCACAUGGGGUGGAAUUCAACAUUGGACAGUAUCUGUGGUGGCGUGCCAAUGGUUUGUUGGCCAUUUUUCGCUGAGCAACAGACCAACUGUAGGCUUGCCUGUACUGAUCAAUGGGGCAUUGGCAUGGAGAUAGAUAACAAUGUGAAAAGAGAUGAAGUGGAGAAACUUGUGAGAGGAUUAAUGGUGGGAGACAAGGGAAAAGCAAUGAAAAAGAAGGCAAUGGAAUGGAAAACCAAGGCAGAGGAGGCAGCUUUGGCCGGUAAUAGUUCUCAUCGGAACCUGGAUCAAUUGGUAAAUGCUCUUUCUAACAAAAAAAUAAGUUAGAAGCCUGAAUGCAUGGCAAGCA